Messenger RNA from Stegastes partitus (bicolor damselfish), 3294 nucleotides. RefSeq names its product complement C1q tumor necrosis factor-related protein 1-like. NCBI's taxonomy places the organism in Eukaryota, Metazoa, Chordata, Actinopteri, Pomacentridae. The record is from RefSeq and is a predicted model, not a curated record. The transcript has 3 exons. Bases 173 to 901 code for a protein of 242 amino acids. Gene Ontology annotation, molecular function: protein binding.
UCUGUGCAGACUGAGAGGGAGGGAGAAGGAGAGAGAGGGAGAGGAGAGGGUGAGAGAGGUUUCUUCUCAGUAGUUCCUCCUCUCAAUCUGAUACCGGCAGGCUGUCUUGUGUUUUUUUUUUUCUCUCUUCCCUCCUCGGCUGCGGUGAAACUUCCACCAGGUUGUGACAGCCAUGACGACGGUGUGUUUGAGGCUGCUUUUGCUCCUGCCUUUGGUUUGCUGCGUGCCCUCCCCCUCAAAAGCACCGUCCAGGCUCUGCAGACGAUGCUGCGACCAUCCAGAGCCUUCAGCAGCCACGGCUCAGUAUCAAAUGCCCGAAGUCCGAACCGUCAUCAACAUGACCAUCCUCAAAGGUGAUAAAGGAGACAAAGGAGACAAAGGCACACCUGGGAAACCAGGUCUAGAGGGCCCUCCCGGCUCCCGAGGACCCAUGGGCACUAAAGGCAGCAAAGGCCAGGCAGGUGCUCCCGGUGACGCCUGCAAGAUCCCUCACUCUUCCUUCUCGGUGGGACGUCGCAAGUCCCUGCACAGCGUGGACUACUACCAGGCGCUGAUAUUCGACACGGUGUUCGUCAACCUCCACGAGCACUUCAACAUGUUCAAAGGCAAGUUCUACUGCUACGUGCCAGGGAUCUACUUCUUCAACAUCAACAUCCAUACCUGGAACUUCAAGGAGACCUACCUCCACCUGAUGCACAACGACAAGGAGCAGGUGAUCCUGUACGCUCAGCCUAGCGAGAGGUCCAUCAUGCAGAGUCAGAGCGUCAUGGUGGAUCUGGCUCUGAACGACGAGGUCUGGGUGCGGCUCUACAAGAGGGAGAGGGAGAACGCCAUUUACAGUGACGACGUGGAUGUUUACAUCACCUUCAAUGGAUACCUGGUGGCACCAAGCAUCCAGUGAAGAUGUCCCAGAGCAUUGGCAGAAUGUCUGGGUUGGAUUGUUCAGUCUUUUUUUUUUGCCAUGAAUACUGCUUGGUGGCAAGAAAGAAGAACCAAAUAAAGAACAUUACAAGUAUGGUGCUUAUGAAAUACUCCUUUCAGGAUGUGGAGGGAGAUGCUGUGUUUUCGUAAAUAAGGACUCCCCAGAAAUGUUAAAAUCUAAAAUCUAAAACCAAGGUAGCACAGCACACAAUUAGGUCAAAUGAUGGCAUACUUCUUUUGCACUAAAGAUAUGUUUUUUUUUAGUAUAAAGUAAAUCAAAGUAUUAUCAUCAUUGUCUCCUGCUUAUGUGCUGCGCUGCGUUCCUUCCUGGAUCUCUCCUUUCAGGGACUUUGUGUACAAACACAAGUUGUAUCAGGAAUCUGUGCAAUCAGUUUUAUGCAGUAUUUGUGGUGCAAUACAGGCCAAAUAUCUGUCAGACUGAAGUGUGUUCAGACAGACUGCUGUCAUUGGGGAUGCACGAUGUUAGAUCUUUGCUGGUAUAUUUUCCUCCAAUUACCGAUACGCACAUGCAUCUUCGUCCUAAUUGCAGACAACAUCAGAUCUGUCCUGUCGUGGAAUUAACAUAUUAUUAUGCCUUAUCAUGUUGGCCCCCCUGGCAGGUGUAGAUACACAUUUACUAAGCAAAAUAAGAACAUCAACUUGUUGUGGGACAUUUUCAUACACUUGUAGCCUUAAGGGCAUUAUCUGACUGUCAGUGUUCAUUUGGAGCUGAUGCUGAUAUUUAGUUUAUCAGCUGAUGCUGGUGCUGAUAUCAUCAUGCAUCCCUAACUGUCAGAGCUUUAUCAAAUGUCUUCUUUGUGCCAUUUGGAAGAACACUUGAAAAGGGCAGUUCAUCGGUAUUGCAAACAGAACAUUGUUCCACUUACCCCAGAUACACCGUCUGGGAUAAGAGGGACACAGAUAGUUCAGGUUUUAUUUGCUAAAGCUAAGAGAUUCACCAUCCCAGUAUAAUGAUGCUGCACAGUGACACAUUAAGCUACUGCAGGAAGUUUGAAAGCAUCUCCGACUAUCUCCUCACAGCCGUAGAGGUUUCAUGUUUUGUAGACAUCUUCAUGAGUCCAUGACUCAGUCGAAAUUAUGUGUCUCAUACCCAAGAAGAUCUGAGUGGAUUCCAACAUGCUCAGUGUCUACAUGAAAAUGACUAUCCUCUGUCAGUCUGUAGCCCAGUUAGCAACAGAAUGUUUAAUCAAAAUUAGGUCAUUUCUAUAAAUUAGUCACUGAAAUAUGAUUUUUUAUUUUUUUAAUGACUCUACAAUGGUCCCUAGAAAAUUCCUAUUAUAUUCUUGUUCUAUUUGACCACUUGCUAACUGGUAGCGGAUUAUGAUGCCGCCAAUGUUUGGUUAGCGUUUUGGAUCACGUCCAGUAAUCCUUUAGUUUAUUUGAAACAGUUCUUUGUGUACUCGUGGUCCCUUCAGAUGUGGUCUCUUUCAUCAGUACAUUUGUUAGUUUUGGAGGUGGUUUUUAUACAGUUUAAAUCAGUGAGGACUUCUGGAGCCAAACCCUCCAUGAUGUCAGGUUGACUUGAAGAUUUUUUUUCCAUUCGUCCCUCAUAAGUGCAGGUGAGAGAACGUCCUGUUAACCUUCUCUGUAGGUAACUGGUUUGACUCCAGGGCUGCAACUGGGAAUUUAUUUCAUUGCUGGUUUAGCUGUUAUCUAUUUUCUCAAUUAAUCAAUCGGUUCUUUGGUUAAUAAAUAUCAGAAGGUGGUGAGAAAUGUCAACCAGAGUCUCCCAAAACCCAAGAUGUCACCCUCAAAGGUCUUGUUUUGUUCAUAUUUAGUUUAACAUCAUAGAGGAGAAAAGAAACCAGAAAAUAUUUAAAUUGUAAAAGCUGGAAUCAAUGGAUUGACAACUAAUCGAUUAAUUGAUUACUUGUUGCAGCUCCAUUUGACUCAAACAUCAAACUUCCUCGUGUGAUUGUGAUGGUGAAUCCUCUAUCUAUGACCAAUCCAGUCUUCUCUACGUACUGUUGGCAGUUCCAUUUUGUUUUUAUGUCAAAGCUUGCAGUAUUUUUUUUUUUGUUUGUUUUAUAAUUUUAAUGAACUGACCAUGUAUACACAUCCCAGCAUAUCAAAAUAAACAACUAAGGUGCUUUUGUCAUAAAAUGCAGGAAUGCAUUUGGGGUUUGACAGUUAAACAGAGACUUCAAACUGCGGAGCAGUUUAUGUAAAUACCUGUAUAUUAUCUGUUUUUAAUAGCUUUAAUACGUGUUACCACUUAUGCCAUUGGGGCUUGUCUGUGUGUUCAUAUUUGUAAACAGUAUUUCCUCCUUCACAAGUCUUUUCUUAUUCUGUAUCCCUGAGCAACAAAAUGACAAUUAUUAGAAAUUAAAAGUUUCAUAAUUUCACAUGAAA